AUGGCUACCAAUGAGCUGGCAUACUCUGCUGACCAAGAAAUUGCUAAUUUCUUCGAAAAGAGUGCAGCGACUGGCCGAACCUGUGACACAUCUGCGAGGGAGCAUGUUGGUGGCAAUGUCGUUCCGGUGGCCGUCAUAAGCAGGCAAAAAAACCUUGUUGAAACCCCCUGCAGUGUGCUAAUGCCCGAGGCCGACCUUGCCUACUUCCACCCUUAUCUCGCGUUAGCUGUUCAUGGUGGUGACUAG
Messenger RNA from Penicillium daleae, 246 nucleotides. RefSeq lists its product as uncharacterized. The transcript has a single exon. Bases 1 to 246 code for a protein of 81 amino acids. The record is from RefSeq and is a predicted model, not a curated record. Lineage: Eukaryota; Fungi; Ascomycota; Eurotiomycetes; Eurotiales; Aspergillaceae.